Messenger RNA from Drosophila innubila, 526 nucleotides. RefSeq names its product pupal cuticle protein Edg-78E (gene Cpr78Ca). Gene Ontology annotation, molecular function: structural constituent of chitin-based larval cuticle. Lineage: Eukaryota; Metazoa; Arthropoda; Insecta; Diptera; Drosophilidae. Gene Ontology annotation, cellular component: chitin-based extracellular matrix. The transcript has 2 exons. The record is from RefSeq and is a predicted model, not a curated record. Bases 66 to 470 code for a protein of 134 amino acids.
UUAAAGAUCAACAUUCUUAUAUAUCAUUUAUAUAUACAGAUUAAUAGAACAUUCGAUUAUUUAUAAUGAAUUCGCGUCGUCGUCCAAAUCAACGCUUGUUUGUCAAGCAUCAGCUGUUCCUACUGCUCCUCACGCUGCUCCUGCCCGCUGGUGAAGGUCGUCCUGCAACCCCAGAUGCUGCGGCACAGACAAUCUACUAUGAGAAUCAGCCGCCGAAUGCUUCCGGAAAAUAUAAAUUUGAGUUUCAGACCACCAAUGGAAUAACCACAAAGGCGGCGGGCAAUGAAAAUGGCGCUGUGGGCGUGGUACAGUAUGUCUCAAAGGAAGGACUUCCCGUGACCUUUACAUAUGUGGCUGAUGCCAACGGUUAUCAACCCACUGGGGAUUUUGCACCCACACAUUUAAGCCGACUUCUGGAUUAUAUACAAACGCAUCCGAAGGUGGAUGAGCUAAAAUCGCGACGUUGGUAACGAUAAUCUGUUCAUCUGACUUGAGAUAAUAUCUAAUUAAAAUAAGAACAAAAAAU